GGAAAAUAAAUCUACCCCAAGGUCCCAAACCUUUCUUUACCCUCUUUGUUUCUGACUAAACAUGUCUGAGGUCCCAACAACACCAAUUACAGGAAAGGAGGCUUCUUUGGCUAUUGUUCCAGCUCCACAACACCAAGUGCUCACUCACAGCGCUAAUGGGUCUUCUUCAUCCCUCACCUCUACUUCCAAGGUGUACCCUCCAGCCUCGGCCAAGUUUGAGGAUGUGGUUCAAAGCUCGGACCUUUUCUGGCAAAAGCUCAAGGAGUUUCACGAUUCCCUAGGAACCAAAAAAUUCAUGAUUCCUACUGUUGGAGGAAAAGCUCUGGAUAUGCAUCUCCUUUUUGUAGAAGUCACAUCUCGUGGUGGCAUUGAAAAGGUGAUUAGAGAUCGCCAAUGGAAAGAAGUGAUUGUGGUCUUCAAUUUCCCAACAACUAUUACCAGUGCAUCAUUUGUCUUACGGAAGUACUACUUGUCUUUGCUCUAUGACUUUGAGCAGGUCUAUUAUUUCCAUAAAGAAGUUAUUAGAAUCCCAGUGCAUGAUCCAGAAGGCAGGAACCUUGACAAUGGGUCAGCACGGGAGCAAGGUACCAUCCGGUUUCAAGGUCAGGCCACCCCGAUAGCAAUGCAACCGGGCGGUUCCAUUAUGGGAACCAUUGACAGAAAAUGUGAGGAGGGAUAUGUUAUUACUGUAAACUUGGGUUCUGAAGUGCUGACUGGUAUCUUGUACCAUCAUCCUGUGGCUGGGUCUCAGAAUUUUUCUGAGAUUCCUACUCAACGGAACCGAAAGAGAUCUAGGUUGGCAACACGUGAUCCCUCUCGGCCCAAGUCCAACAGGAGUGGCUAUAAUUUCUUCUUCGCUGAGCACUAUGCCAGCUUAAAGCCUUUGUAUUAUGGCCAAGAGAGAGCCAUUAGCAAGCAAAUUGGGUAUCUAUGGAACAACCUUACAGAGGAUGAGAAACAGGUUUAUCAGGAAAAGGGGUUGCAGGACAAGGAGCGAUACAAGUCCGAGAUGAUGGAAUAUAGAGCACAACAAUAGUAGGCUCUGGUUUAGGUAGACACAUGUUUCCCUUUGUAUGCUCUUGUUGUAGCAUUAGCUGGGAACAAUGGUUCAAGUUCAUUUCUCUUUGCGAAGGCUGUACCCCCGGCCGGUGUGCCCCUUUUGCGAAACUGUGGAAGACUUGACAUAACAGUUGAAUUUGUGUAGCAUUUGGGAUUUCAAACAAAUAACUUUAUUGUAGUAAAAUCCGUUGGUGUAUUUAGUUGUAGCACAAAAUCUAUCUAGGUAAUGAAUCCAAGUUCGUUAAGUUCGUUUA
Messenger RNA from Rosa rugosa (rugosa rose), 1313 nucleotides. RefSeq names its product high mobility group B protein 10-like. Gene Ontology annotation, molecular function: DNA binding. The record is from RefSeq and is a predicted model, not a curated record. The coding region runs from base 62 to 1036 and encodes 324 amino acids. The transcript is spliced from 6 exons. Lineage: Eukaryota; Viridiplantae; Streptophyta; Magnoliopsida; Rosales; Rosaceae.